Messenger RNA from Penicillium roqueforti, 789 nucleotides. Its product is annotated as gamma-glutamylcyclotransferase. Gene Ontology annotation, biological process: glutathione catabolic process. Bases 1 to 789 code for a protein of 262 amino acids. Gene Ontology annotation, molecular function: glutathione specific gamma-glutamylcyclotransferase activity; gamma-glutamylcyclotransferase activity. Gene Ontology annotation, cellular component: cytoplasm. Lineage: Eukaryota; Fungi; Ascomycota; Eurotiomycetes; Eurotiales; Aspergillaceae. The record is from RefSeq and is a predicted model, not a curated record. The transcript has 6 exons.
AUGGCUGCCAUUGCACAAGGCCAUCAGGUCCAUCCGGACGGUCGCACGUGGAAGAGUCAUUUUCCUAAGGGUGAUCUUUGGGUAUUUGGUUAUGGGAGCUUGAUCUGGAAACCGCCUCCACACUAUGACCAGCGUGUACCGGGCUAUAUUAAUGGCUAUGUUCGGCGUUUCUGGCAGGCCAGUACCGAUCACCGUGGCACCCCCGAGCAACCGGGCCGAGUAGUCACCGUAAUCGAGCGAAGCUUCUGGGAAACCCUGAACGAUCCGCUCGCCCACCUAGAAUCUGAAGCUGCCUCCACAGGCAAAGUCUGGGGUGCGGCGUAUCACAUCCCUGCAUCUCAUGCCGAAGAAGUCCAUGACUACCUCGACGAACGGGAGAUCGACGGGUACAGUGCGCACUAUACGCCAUUCCACCCGACCGUGGAUGUCGAAGGAGCCGCAGGAUCGACCGGGCCCUCUCCAAUCAUUUGCAUGGUCUACAUCGGCCAGCCGACUAACCCGCAGUUCCUGCGUGAAGCAGCUCAGCGCGAGCCGCAGAAUGUGGCGCAGGUUAUCAGUGCUGGGCAUGGGUUGAGCGGCAAGGGUUCUGAGUAUUUGUUCUUGUUGGAGAAGGCUCUUGAGGGUCUUGGGCUUGGGACUGCGGAUGUUCAUGUUACGGAUUUGGUUAAGAGGGUUAAGGCUAUUGAGGCUGAGGGGCUUGCGGAUGCUGAGGAGAAGGAGGCUGGACUGAAGGUUACCAGGUCUUUGGAGGGCGAGGGUGAUGAGUCUGAUCGUGAGAAUAGCCAUUGA